AUGGCGCGAAAGACUGACUCAAGCCAUCAGAAGUGCUUCAAUAUAGCGGUUGUGGGACUUUCGGGCACUGAGAAAGAGAAGGGAUGUCUCGGUGUCGGCAAGUCUUGUCUCUGCAAUCGCUUUAUAAGACCGCUGGCCGACGACUAUAACGUGGACCACAUCUCAGUGCUCAGUCAGACCGACUUCAGCGGUCGUAUCAUAAACAACGAGCACUGGCUUUAUUGGGGAGAGACCUGCAAGACGUCCGAAGAAGGCUUCGAACUGGUGUUCAGUGUCAUCGAACAGACAGAGUUCAUAGACGACGCCUGUUUCCAGCCGUUCAAAAGUGGCAAAACUGAGCCCUACUAUAAGCGAUGCGCCGCCACUCGGCUCUCGUCGGCCGAGAAGAUGAUGUAUAUCUGCAAAAACCAAUUGGGAAUCGAAAAAGAAUACGAACAAAGAUAUCUAAAUGACGGCCGCUUUUGCAUCGAUGGUUUCGUUUGUACGUUUGACGUGAGCCAAGUCCAGGGCCGGUCUAUCGAGCGUCAGGUAGAGCUCACGGCUCUUAUACUGAACAACCUAUUGAAGACAAAGAAGCCGAUAGUGUUGGCCACCACUAAACACGACGAAGUGUACGACUACUACGUGAAAGAGGCCGAAAGGCUGGUCAACAGACGGGAAUUCAAGGGCAACAUAGCUUUGGUGGAGACGUCGGCGCACGAGAACGUGAACGUCGACUUAGCGUUCGUCACUUGCGCUCAACUCAUCGACAGAACGAAAGGCAAAUCAAAGAACGUGUCAUUCUUGGAGUCCUCACGCAAUCGGAGGGACGCGAUGGACAACGCGAGCGACGCCUACCUAUCGCUCAUUCAGUCACAAAUCACUGACUAUAGGACUCUAUGGAACAGCACUUAUAAAAAGUUAGUCCAAAGUCAGGACUUUUUGAAUUAUUGCGAACUCUUCGGUCAGGAUUCAGCGCAUCUCACAUUCAAACGACACAUCAAAAAAUUAAAAGACGACUACUUGUGCCGCAAAAUGCAAAUGUAUUUAAGGGUUUUGCCGGAAGUGCUGACGGAAUUGAUGCCCGAUCUCGAGACCAUCGGCGAAAUGAACGAUUGGAUUACCAUUAAGGAUAGGCUUCGGUCUCAUUCAGACUUUGACCAAUACUUUCUCGACAAUCCAGACUUCACGUGGCAAGAGGUGGACUUCGAGGACGGCUCAGAAACACGAAUCCCUUUUGAUCUGUUGGAUACUCCAGAAGCGGAACAGGUGUUCGUUGAGCACAGAAUGAGUCUCGAAAGUGGCGAACGACAGAAAGAGCUGAGACAUCAAUUCAAACAACUAUUACAAGAGACUAAUUAUGUGACGCCCGGCAAGUCGUUAACCGAAGUUCGGGUUCUGUUUAUGGGCCGCGAAUGUUACGAAUCUCUGGGCGAACGCGACGUCAUUGAGAUCUACGAAGAGCACCAAAAGGACAUCACUGACUGCGCCAAAAGCAAUUUCCAGGAAUUACUGUUAGAGCACUCGAGUCUAUUCUAUCACUUCGCAAGUCUCGGACCCGGAAGUGUCAUCACUCAAGACGACAUUCAAAAAAUAACUGAAGCCCUUCAGGAGGACCCGAGAUAUAAAGGAUUAGAGCGUUUGGAUCAGGAUAGGACUCUUAUGCUUCUAAGACAUUUGGGCUUUAUUCACGGCCCCAUUCGAGAGCAUUGUCCGAUGUUUCCUAAUUGUAUGGAUGUUUUGAUCGAAAAAUAUAACGCAUCCAAAGCCAGAAGGCCUUCAACCGGAACUAGAAAUAGUCACUGGUUUUCGGAGUCGAAUAACAAUCACUUAAAUCUAAUUCUGUUGGGUUCAGGCGGUCUGAGUGAUGAACUCUGCUCUGAAAUUAAGGAUAUCAACGAAACGUUUGAGUUGGAGAAGACUCGCUUCACUUUGGACUUUAGGAUAAUCGGCGGAGACGUAGAUCUGCCCCAAAAUGCCUUCCGAACCAAUGACUUCUCCCCGAAGGGGUGUUUCUGUGUUUACUCUAAUCACCAGACAUUAGAAUACGUGAGACAGAGCUUAGAGAAGACAUUGUUAUCAGAUCUCGAACAAGAGGACGGCCUUCCAUUCCAUGGCCUCCCGAUUGUCAUCUUAUUUGCUGCCAAUUCUAAUAUCAAUGAAAAGGAUUUAUUAUUUUUGCGAGAAGAGGGACAGAAUCGGGCGAAGAGUCUUCAGUGUCCGUUCUUAGAUGUGACUAAUUUUGACAGUCAUUCUUCUGGUCAAAGGUUUGACACUCAAAGCCUAAGUCAAGCCCUACGAGCGCUCAUUGAGAGCAUCCAACGGCGCGCAGAUCUGAUGCAAAUCUAUCAGUCAGUAUUGCCGGAACAGGCGCUGAACCCCGACAUCCGAAUUCUGGUCUGUAUGUUAUGCGGGGAUCCGUUCACUAUAGAGCAAGUGAUGAGCCCUUUCCUCAACCAACACAUGUAUUACGUGACGUCUUCUCAUUCAAUCACAAUUGAACUCAUGAUUGGAGAGACGAAGAGAUUUGUGGAGUUGGUGUCGACCUCAUACCACGGCGCGCACACCUAUCGCGACGAACUCCUUCACGGCUUCCUUCUGUUCUACUCGUGCGGCCGGAAGGCAUCGUUGGCCACUUUGACCGCCUUCUCGGCUAACAUUCCCAAUACUCCGAUUCAAAUGAUAGCAUUUAGUGACACUUCAAACUCUAAUAUCUAUUAUUCGAACCACGAUUUGGAUCUCCAACUCCUCUCUGAGGGCAAUACUCUCGCCGACAAACUUGAGGCCCAUUUCAUUACUUCAUCGCCGACUCAACAAAAGAAUUCAUAUUAUAUUCCAUUUCUCGAAGAAGUAAUGGAAAGGAAGCCUCAAAUCGAAAAGGCUUUUGAAAUGGAAGACUCGGACUAUUCUCUUGAGAGACGAACACCGGUUCCGCCACCCGUUCCCUCACGACAAGAGUCAUACCAUAUUAGGAGCGGUUCCGCCGAUUCCGACGGCAUUUACGAGCAUUUAGGCGACAAAUCGACCGAUAAUGGGAACGAACACAUCUCCACCAGUGGUUUCGUCGACGGCCCGCAUCUCAGCCCAAGCGAUGACAGCGAAGUGUACGCCAGUGUCUAUACACAAGAAAAUGGUGACCAUCUCGUGAAGCCCAGUCAGAUCAAGAACAGACGCAGUCUUCAAGCCGAUCUCUAUCGACAAUCUUUUCCGAGCACUGAAUCUCUAGACAGGCCUCUGCUGUCCAGUCGGCGCGGAGACAACUCUUCUCAGCCGCCGCUUCCUAUCCCUCCGAGACGUGAGCUGUCUUACGCUCCGCCUCCAUAUACUCGCGCUGUUUCUCCCCCGCCGUCAUAUAUAAGCCAUUUCUCGCCAAGACUUCCGUCACAUCAUAAGCCAAUGCAGGGAUCGUCUGAUGAGGCGAAGGCUGUUCCGCAUUCUUCUUCACUCUAUGGCACAGAUAGGCGUCGAAUCGCCGCUUAUUCUGACGUCAAAUCUUUCACUCCAUUUCAAUAUCACUUUCACAUUAAAAAGUCCAAUAGUUUAAAGGCUUCUGUUUUGGGUAACACUCUGUCCGGCGUUAGUCUUAGCUCUCAUUCCUCCCGAUUGCCUGAAGACUUAGACAAUGCAUCAGACGAUGUAUCCGAUGAAGACGACGACACCGUCUCUUCAGGCCUUAGUGGAUAUGGUGCUUAUCCGCCGCCUCCAGAGCCCGCGCCGCCUGACUAUCAAUAUUCUCGUCUCAAAAAGACACCCUCUUUGCCUUCUUCUGGCCGAUUGCCGGCUCAACACACUUUCAAUGAGGGUUGGAUGGAAAGGGAUAAUAGAGUUUAUGACAGAGGAAGUGAGGAAUGGCUCGAUAAUGAUGUAUAUCAUGCUUAUCAGAGUCAUCACAAAAUGCCCCCACCUAUCAAACCAAAGCCCGGAAAAUUAAAUUUAAAACAAUUUGAUAACAUUACGGAUGCCAUCGGACGCCUCAAUGUAGGGCCCCGUCAGGGCUCGACUUUACCCAAAAUGGGACUUUUGAACGCACCUCUGGCCACACCCGAGUCCAUAGAUCUGCCCGUCGAUUACAAUAAGGACUCUAUAUAUGGUCGUAAUUCUCAAGAUUAUUACUCAAUACUCCAGAACACCAUAAGUGAUGGCAAACAUAGAGUUAGACUCAAUAGACGUAACAAAGAUUCACUCGAAAAAGUUGGUUCAGAUUCUGAUAGUGAUUGGAGUUCUCUCGAGCGCCGGGAGAGAGACCCCUAUAACAGAGCAAAUCGAAAACCGACUCCACAUAAGAAAGUCCGUAAAAAGAGGGGCAUUCCUGUCGCUCCGCCACGACUGCCUUCAUUUGAGGGCAAUUCCAAUAAUUUUAGUAAUAAAUCGCUUAAAAGUGUAAAUAAUGUCCCAAAAGUCGGCGCCGAUUCAGCUAUAGAUGUGUUCGAGCCCUCAGGGAGGGCUAAUACCCCAUCAGAUGGAAGUGAGUUCUCCAAUGAAGACAAUGAACCGGUCGAUGAUAGCCAGCAAACUGUGUCCUCGAAAUCGCGACCGAAACGGUCUUUCCAUUUACGUCGUCGAGCAAAGCCUCCGACACAGUCUCACUCAAUACCCGAAACAAAUUAUGGCCAAUCAAACAGUCCUCCUCUCACUUGCAUUGAGUCCAAUCAUAACAAUAUCAGUCCAUUCUCUGUUGAACACUCACCAAAACACAAAAACGAUUCGCUGUCUUGUAUACAAGUGGCUCAGGAGGAAGAAUACGAUCCAAGAGAUGCCACAAUUGUUCAAUUGGGCAAAGUAUUGAAGAGUAAGUCCGCGACUGUUAUCACUGAAAACAACGAAAAGUCAGGUCUCAAGAAAGAGAAGGACCGGAAGAAGGCUCGAGAAGACGAGAAACUCGAGAAACGAAGGCUUAAAGAAGAGGAACGACUCAAGAGAAUGACUGAAAAGAAGAAGAAGAAGCAGAAGAACAGUGCGGCGAACAACGGACCCACUCUUGAAGACUUUGUCCAGUCGGAAGACAAUUGCGUUCCGCUGUUCGUCGAAAAGUGCAUUCAAUUCAUCGAAGAAGAAGGUCUCGACUCUGAGGGUAUAUAUCGAGUGCCUGGCAAUAGAGCUCACGUCGACCUUCUCUUCCAAAAGUUUGAAGAAGGUUUGCAUUCAACUCAACUGUUCGUCAGUUAUAUAUGUUAUUAA
Medioppia subpectinata is the source of this 5157-nucleotide messenger RNA. Lineage: Eukaryota; Metazoa; Arthropoda; Arachnida; Sarcoptiformes; Oppiidae. The record is from the annotation of a GenBank genome assembly.